Arvicanthis niloticus (Nile rat) is the source of this 1443-nucleotide messenger RNA. RefSeq lists its product as uncharacterized. Gene Ontology annotation, cellular component: nucleus. NCBI's taxonomy places the organism in Eukaryota, Metazoa, Chordata, Mammalia, Rodentia, Muridae. Gene Ontology annotation, molecular function: RNA polymerase II cis-regulatory region sequence-specific DNA binding; DNA-binding transcription factor activity, RNA polymerase II-specific. Gene Ontology annotation, biological process: regulation of transcription by RNA polymerase II. The record is from RefSeq and is a predicted model, not a curated record.
AUGGAUGUGAUGUUGGAGAAUUACAACAAUCUAUUGUUUGUUGAAAAUCAUCACAUAUGUGGAAUGUAUGAGAAGGUCUUGGAUCAAGACACAUUGUACGUUGUCCAUGAGCCUGUGAAUAUCCAAGAGAAGUCUUCUAACUGCAAUGAACUCAGCAAUAGGAUUCAUGAAUCUACCCAAAGUACACUUCAUAAAACUAACCACAGAGAUGCAUCUCUUCAAUUCUCAAACCUAAGAAUACCUAAAACUGGGAACACUGAAGAAGUUUGCAAGUAUAAAGAAUGUGCAAAUGGUUUAAAUGUGUGCUCAAUCAUUAGUCUCAAUCAAGGAAUCCACAUAAGAAAGAAAGAACACAAUAGAAAUACAGAAUUUGAUGAGGUUUUUCACUCUAAACGUAAACCAUUGCACAAGAAAAACAAUAGUGGAGUGAAUUCUUACAGAGGUAGUGAACCUGACCAGUGCUUUACCCAGAGACACUGUCUUCAAAGUCAGCAGCGCAUUUAUCCAGGAAAGCAACCUCACAAAUGUAGUGAAUGUGAAAAAUGUUUUAAACAAAAAUUCAAUCUUAGUAUUCAUCAGCGAAUUCAUAGUGAGAAACCUUACAAAUGUAGUGAAUGUGACAAAUGCUUUAUUGAAAAAGGCAAACUGAGAAUUCAUCAACGAAUUCAUACAGGAGAGAAACCUUACAGAUGUAGUGAAUGUGACAAAUGCUUUAUUGAAAAAGGCAGACUGAGAGUUCAUCAACGAAUUCAUACAGGAGAGAAACCUUACAGAUGUAGUGAAUGUGACAAAUGCUUUAUUGAAAAAGGCAGACUGAGAAUUCAUCAGAGAAUUCAUACAGGAGAGAAACCUUACAGAUGUAGUGAAUGUGACAAAUGCUUUGCCAGUCAAUCCUAUCUUAGAACUCAUCAGAGAAUGCAUACAGGAGAGAAACCUUACAAAUGUAGUGAAUGUGACAAAUGCUUUAUUGUAAAACGAAAGCUAAGAAUUCAUCAGAGAAUUCAUACAGGAGAGAAACCUUACAGAUGUAGUGAAUGUGACAAAUGCUUUACUCAAAAAGGCAAUCUGAGAAUUCAUCAGAUAAUUCAUACAGGAGAGAAACCUUACAAAUGCACUGAAUGUGACAAAUGCUUUACAGCGCAAUCAAAUCUUAGUGUUCAUCAGAGAAUCCAUACAGGAGAGAAACCUUACAGAUGUAGUGAAUGUGACAAAUGCUUUAUUGAAAAAGGCAGACUGAGAAAUCAUCAACGAAUUCAUACAGGAGAGAAACCUUACAAAUGUAGUGAAUGUGACAAAUUCUUUACUCAAAUAUCGCAUCUUAAUAUUCAUCAGAGAAUUCAUACAGGUGCAAAACCUUACAAAUGUAGUGAGUGUUCCAAAUGCUUUACUGAAAAAAGAAAGCUAAGAAUUCAUCAGAGAAUUCAUACAGGAGAGAAACCUUAA